GGCGUGGGCUGCGGCGAGCGAGCCGAGCGUCCGGCCGAGCCCAGCCGAGGCCCGAGCCCACCCGAGUGCUCCCGAGCCCGCGGCCCCCGCCCGGGGCGAUGGAGCCGGAGCCUGGCGGGGCAGCCGCUGCGCUCCUGCGGCAGAAGAGGGCGGCGCUGCGGCGCAGGGGGUGCAGCUUCGAGAGCCCCAGCACAGCGCUUCAGCCUUCAGCCCCGCUGAUGGAUCCGAUGACCAAGGGGUCCUGUGGGAGUCAGAUGGCACAAACCCUUCUCUGGAAGGCCAAGUCGUCUCUGUCCUUUGGCAUCCAACCUCUUCAGACGUGGCCAACGAAAGACCCUGAACUAGAGUCCCAGGUCAACCUCUCUGUCUCGGAAGACCUAGGCUGUAGACGUGGGGAUUUCAGUAGGAAACAUUAUGGAUCUGUGGAGCUGCUCAUUUCCAGUGAUGCUGAUGGAGCCAUCCAAAGGGCUGGAAGAUUCAGAGUGGAAAAUGGCUCUUCAGAUGAGAAUGCAACUGCCCUGCCAGGUACUUGGCGAAGAACAGACGUGCACUUAGAAAACCCGGAGUACCACACCAGAUGGUAUUUCAAGUAUUUUUUAGGGCAAGUCCAUCAGAACUACAUUGGAAACGAUGCAGAGAAGAGCCCCUUCUUCCUGUCUGUGACCCUUUCUGACCAGAACAAUCAGCGUGUCCCUCAGUACCGUGCAAUUCUGUGGAGAAAAACGGGGACACAGAAAAUAUGCCUUCCCUACAGCCCCACAAAAACUCUGUCUGUAAAGUCCAUCUUAAGUGCCAUGAAUCUGGACAAAUUUGAGAAAGGUCCUAGGGAGAUUUUUCAUCCUGAGAUACAAAAGGACUUGCUGGUUUUGGAAGAACAAGAGGGCUCUGUGAAUUUCAAAUUCGGGGUUGUUUUUGCCAAAGAUGGACAGCUCACUGAUGACGAAAUGUUCAGCAACGAAAUUGGAAGUGAAACUUUUCAAAAAUUUUUAAAUCUCCUGGGUGACACAAUCACUCUAAAGGGCUGGACAGGCUACCGCGGCGGUCUGGACACCAAAAAUGACACCACAGGGAUACACUCGGUCUACACUGUGUACCAAGGGCAUGAGAUCAUGUUUCACGUUUCCACCAUGUUGCCAUAUUCCAAAGAGAACAAGCAGCAGGUGGAAAGGAAGCGCCACAUUGGAAACGAUAUCGUCACCAUCGUGUUCCAGGAAGGAGAGGAAUCUUCUCCUGCCUUCAAGCCUUCCAUGAUCCGCUCACAUUUUACACAUAUCUUUGCCUUAGUGAGAUAUGACCAACAAAAUGACAACUACAGGCUGAAAAUAUUUUCGGAAGAAAGCGUACCACUCUUUGGCCCACCCUUGCCAUCCCCACCGGUGUUUACAGACCACCAGGAAUUCAGGGACUUUUUGCUAGUGAAAUUAAUUAAUGGUGAAAAAGCCACCUUGGAAACCCCAACCUUUGCCCAGAAGCGCCGGCGUACUCUGGACAUGUUGAUUCGAUCUUUAUACCAGGAUCUGAUGCCAGAUUUGCAUAAGAACAUGCUCAAUAGACGGUCGUUUAGUGAUGUCUUACCUGAAUCGCCUAAAUCAGCACGGAAGAAAGAGGAGGCUCGCCAGGCAGAGUUUGUCAGGAUAGGGCAGGCACUGAAAUUAAAGUCCAUCGUGAGAGGGGAUGCCCCAUCAAGCUUGGUGGCCUCGGGGAUCUGUAAGAAGGAGCCUUGGGAGCCCCAGUGUUUCUGCAGUAAUUUCCCUCACGAAGCCGUGUGCGCAGAUCCCUGGGGCCAGGCCUUGCUGGUUUCCACUGAUGCUGGCGUCUUGCUAGUGGAUGAUGACCUUCCAGCUGUGCCUGUGUUCGACAGAACUCUGCCUGUGAAGCAGAUGCACGUGCUGGAGACCCUGGACCUUCUGGUGCUCAGAGCAGACAAAGGGAAAGACGCCCGCCUCUUUGUCUUCAGGCUGAGCGCCGUGCAGAAGGGCCUGGAAGGGAGGCAGGUGGGCAGGGGCAGGUCUGACUGCAGAGAAAACAAACUGGAGAAGACAAAAGGCUGCCACUUGUACGCUGUUAACACCCACCAUAGCAGAGAGCUGAGGAUCGUGGUUGCAAUUCGAAAUAAACUGCUUCUGAUCACCAGGAAACACAACAAGCCGAGCGGGGUCACCGGCGUCCCCCUGUUAUCUCCCCUGUCCGAGUCGCCUGUUGAAGAAUUCCAGUACAUCAGGGAGAUCUGUCUUUCGGACUCUCCCGUGGUGAUGACCUUGGUGGACGGGCCGACAGAAGAGAGUGACAACCUCAUCUGUGUAGCUUACCGACACCAGUUCGAUGUGGUGAAUGAGAGCACGGGGGAGGCCUUCAGGCUGCACCAUGUGGAGGCUAGCAGGGUUAAUUUCGUUGCAGCUAUUGAUGUGUACGAAGAUGGAGAGGCGGGCCUGUUGCUGUGCUACAACUACAGUUGCAUCUAUAAAAAGGUCUGUCCGUUCAAUGGUGGCUCUUUUUUGGUUCAACCCUCCGCAUCAGACUUCCAGUUCUGUUGGAACCAGGCUCCUUAUGCAAUCGUGUGCGCCUUCCCGUACUUGCUGGCCUUCACUCCCGACUCCAUGGAGAUCCGCCUGGUGGUAAACGGGAACCUGGUCCACACAGCCAUCGUGCCGCAGCUGCAGCUGGUAGCCUCCAGAUCGGACAUCUACUUCACAGCCGCUGCGGCUGUGCACGAGGGCUCUUCCGGAGGCAGCUCCCAGGGACCCAGUGCCCACAGCUCUCCACAGACGCCCCCAGGCCGAGAGACGCCUGUGUUUCCUUCUUCCCUGGGGGAAGGUGAAAUUCAGUCAAAAAAUCUGUACAAGAUUCCACUUAGAAACCUGGUCGGCAGAAGCAUCGAGCGACCUCUGAAAUCACCCUUAGCCUCCAAGGUCAUCACCCCACCCACUGCCAUCGGCCUGGGCAUCGCUGCCAUUCCUGUCACUCAUUCCUUGUCCCUGUCUCGCAUGGAGAUUAAGGAAAUAGCAAGCAGGACCCGCAGGGAACUGCUAGGCCUCUCGGAUGAAAGUGGACCCAGGUCAGAAGGAACGCCAAAAGUCAAAUCAAAAGCCCGGAGGCGGUUAGAAGAAACCCCAGGAGGCUCCAAGCCAGGGACAAUGAGAUCCACUAGCAGUGAUAGGAUCCCAUCUGGCUCCUUGGAAAGUCCUUCUGCCUCCGAAGCCAAGCCCGAGGGCUGUCAGCACUCGCUGAGCUCCGAGCAGGACCCUGUGGCCGACAGAGAGGGCAGCCCAGUGUCGGCCUCGGGCAGCAGCCUGUUUCAGCUCAUAGCUUCCUCUGACGAAGACGUUAUUGACUUGAAGUAAAUAGAGCCCAAGUCUCAUUUGCCACCUUUAGUUUUCAUAUGGAGGUUUAUACCCUGUAAAUAGUUCUACCGUCAUUUCUCAACAACAUUCGGCUUCCUGCCUGUCAGAAAUCGAUUGGACCAAACCUUCCGCACCCUCGGCCAGUUUGGGUCUCUCUCCAGUGUCCGGUGCCGUCCUCCUUGACCUUUGUUUCUUUCCAUCCAGAAACCCUCAAUCCCCUUGUAAUAAAGGUGUUAGAUUUCAUUGAGGUUUUAGACUGAAACUUUGAAUAAAUCAAAAAUGUUCAUUCUUACUUACUG
Octodon degus (degu) is the source of this 3640-nucleotide messenger RNA. RefSeq names its product GTPase activating Rap/RanGAP domain like 3 (gene Garnl3). The coding region runs from base 99 to 3341 and encodes 1080 amino acids. The record is from RefSeq and is a predicted model, not a curated record. Gene Ontology annotation, molecular function: GTPase activator activity. Gene Ontology annotation, biological process: regulation of small GTPase mediated signal transduction; activation of GTPase activity. The transcript has 30 exons. Gene Ontology annotation, cellular component: cytoplasm. Lineage: Eukaryota; Metazoa; Chordata; Mammalia; Rodentia; Octodontidae.